GCCUAGAUGCUUAUCGAAUACCUUCGCAGGCAGGUUCCUCCCUCUUCAUUCACCGUCUCACUAACACUGUUCACUGGAGCUUACGUUGCCUGGGUAGGAAGGAUGCCAUAGUGAUAGAUCCUGCUGAGAGCCUAUAAAGUCACCUGAAAACUGUUUACUCUGUUUCUCCUUCGCUCCAUCUCGCGUCUUUGACUUCGUGGCUGGUAUCUAGCUGAUCUGAGGCAACUUCAUCAUCGUCCUACUGAUAGUCGUUCCCCCCGGAUAGCUCUCACCAUGGGGCCAUCCAGACGGGCCAAAGUGGUUCCAAACGCCUUUGCCGGUGGCUAUAGCCAGACAGUCAAGAAUCGGCUUGACAAGGUUGUUUUCCCGGAUAGAAUCAAAUGCGGAACCUGCAAGAAGUUUCGGUUCAUCGGCACUUUUUCUAAUAGACAGUUGGACAUUCUACGCCAUGCGGUAGUGGCCGAUGGAGUUUCGCCUGUUACCAGCGGAAUUGCCAGAUGCAGACAGUGCACCGGUCCAGGCAAUACUGAAUUGAAAUGCUCCCAGUGUGACCGUGUCAAAUCGAUUGAAGAGUUCGCAAAGAACCAGCGUCAGGAGCGUGAUACUGCGCGAUGCAUGAACUGUGUCCAGAAGCAUACGGAGACUGAACCUUUGAUCGAUGAAUUGAAGCAGAUCACCGGAGGCGAUGAUACUACUGCUAGCUCUGUUACUGCAGGCAGUAGUUCUAUGGCUGUCUCGUUCAAGCGGCUCCAGCUGACCGGUGCUCAUGAGGGAUCUGGUUACAGUGACGAUGAGGAUGACGAUGACGAUUUGUCCGUUGGCGGUGGUGUCUUCCUUGAACCUGGACACACCGACGAGAAUAGCAGCACCAACAAGGGCAAAGAGAGAGUCUUCACCGGCUACGAUCCUCAGGGAAACCCCCAUGUACUCACUCACCGUGCGGAGGCCACCCAGUCCUACGAGAGCGAAUGGUCUGUCUGGGGAGUCAAGAGCAAGGCUAGUAGAAGUGAGGCCGGUCCCGCCAGAGCUACGCCGAAGAAGGAGUCCAAGUUCGCGAAGAUUCCGCGCACCAUCUAUGAGAAGGGUGAACUGCCGAGCAUGGCCAUUCCCGACGCCAGCGGUGCGAAUAUUCCUUCUGACGAUGAGGAAGAAGAGAAUGAUUUGGACGGCUUUCUGUGAGCACACUUGAUAUUCCAGGGCAGAACUCAGGUGCAACAGUGAUUGUGAUCGUUUGAAGUUGAUGGGAUUAUCG
Molecule: messenger RNA, 1252 nt
Organism: Aspergillus piperis CBS 112811
Lineage: Eukaryota; Fungi; Ascomycota; Eurotiomycetes; Eurotiales; Aspergillaceae
Exons: 6
Coding region: 274-1179 (301 amino acids)
Source: RefSeq, a predicted model, not a curated record